CUUUCCGCUUUACUUUUAGCAAGUUUUGGCUGUUUUCCUCCUUUCUUCCUGUUCUUUUGCUCGUGCAGUUUAUUUUCAAAUGGUUUUCAAAACAGUGAGCCGAUGGGGCCUUCAAUCGAUUGUUCGGCAACCAGUUGAAUCGCUUUUGGCUUCCUCCAUAUAUAUUGCUAUUCUCUUUUGAACUCAAAGAACUCAUUGAAUUUGAGAUGGUUGCUGGCUGUUGAAGGAAGGUGGCAUGGGUGCUUGCAUCUCUGCAGGAAAGUUCGGAGACUACUGUCACGGAGUGCCAAAGGAGAAUUCAUGGUCGGCUGAUGAAGAAGAAGCUCAAAAAAGAGAUGCGAGCAGCGGAGGAGGAGGGAGGAGGAUCUGCUGUAGCGGCCAACUACCUCAUUAUGUGUCCCUCUACUCCCAACAAGGCAAGAAAGGCCCCAACCAAGACGCUGUUGUAUUCUGCCAGGAUUAUGCAACUGGAGGGGGAGCAUUUUGUGGGGUGUUUGAUGGUCAUGGGCACCAUGGUCACCAUGUGAGCAAAAGAGUGAGGGACUGGCUGCCUGCAGUGCUGCUGAGGCAAUGGAGGCAGUGGGCUGCCCAUGAAGGGGCAGAAGGGAAGAUGGUCACUGAUUCCUCCACAGCCUUUGAUGUUUGGAAGGAGUCAUUGUUCAAGGCCUUCAUGAUGAUGGACAAGGAGCUCAGGCUUCAGCAAGCCAUGGACUUCUCAUGUAGUGGCACAACUGCAGUCACUAUCAUCAAGCAGGGCGAUGACCUGAUCGUUGCCAACCUUGGAGAUUCAAGAGCUGUGCUGGGGACAAUUUCGGAAGAUGGGGCUUUGACCGCGAUCCAGUUGACCACUGACCUCAAGCCAAGCGUGCCACAAGAAGCAGAGCGUAUAAAACGGUGCAAUGGCCGGAUAUUUGCCCUGCCCGAUGAGCCUAAGGUGCAAAGAGUGUGGCUACCCAAUGACAACUACCCAGGGUUGGCCAUGGCCAGAGCCUUCGGAGAUUUUCGCCUAAAAAGUUUCGGGAUAAUUGCAGUUCCUCAGGUCUCUUACCGGCGACUCACCUCCGCCGAUCAGUUCAUCAUCCUUGCGACCGAUGGGGUAUGGGAUGUCCUGAGCAACAAACAAGUAGCAUCUAUUGUUUGGUCUGCACGGAGCAGAGAAAUGGCUGCAAAAAUGGUAGUGGAGGCUGCAGUGCAUGAAUGGAGGAGCCGGUUCCCAUCUUCAAAAAUGGACGAUUGUUCAGCAGUCUGCCUUUUCUUGCGUUGCUAGAAGAAGGCACAGUCAACAGUUUUGAAAGGUGGAUGGCUUACUGUAAAAAGACGCCAUGAAAACAUGAACACGUUUAUGCAACCGUGUUACGCCUGUAGCAGUUUCUUACGUUGUUCGUGUUUCAGUUGGUGCCAAACAUGUCGCUUAAGGAAAAAGUGUGAAAAUUAGAAACCUA
Molecule: messenger RNA, 1442 nt
Organism: Nymphaea colorata (pocket water lily)
Lineage: Eukaryota; Viridiplantae; Streptophyta; Magnoliopsida; Nymphaeales; Nymphaeaceae
Product: probable protein phosphatase 2C 66
Exons: 5
Coding region: 236-1267 (343 amino acids)
Biological process (GO): protein dephosphorylation
Molecular function (GO): protein serine/threonine phosphatase activity
Source: RefSeq, a predicted model, not a curated record